Daphnia carinata is the source of this 759-nucleotide messenger RNA. RefSeq lists its product as uncharacterized. Lineage: Eukaryota; Metazoa; Arthropoda; Branchiopoda; Diplostraca; Daphniidae. Bases 1 to 759 code for a protein of 252 amino acids. The record is from RefSeq and is a predicted model, not a curated record. The transcript has 2 exons.
AUGGAUGUUCGCAUUGUUUUCAUUGUUUUGGUUUUUUUCUCAAUUCAAGUGUGCACUAUUUCAGCUAAAUGGAGAGAACGAUGGAAUGUCAAGAGUUCCUUUCCAGCAUCCAUGGCCACUCAGCUAAUCCAGCGGAUUUCUUCGACCCAAAAGCCCUCGAAGCGUAUUAGCUCCAGUCAACAACACAAUCCAAGUCAAAUCAAUUUUUUAUCUGGAUCACGUUCCCAGCCAAGUCUUGAUAUCGGAAUGCCUGGCGUGUCAAUUAACCGUCUCGUUGAUACGUCACGAUAUCAGAGUAGCACGAGAAAUAGACUCAGCGACACUCACGGUAAUGAAAACACAGAACCCGAAGCAAUCCCGCCUGUGAAGCCGGUCCACUCUAGACAUUCUUCUCACGUGCUGAGAGCUAAACCUCAUCCGUGGUUUCCGACAUUAACUGCGAAUGCGCUGGAAGAUGAUUCCUAUGUAAGAGCAUUAGAAUUGUCAAGGCUUCCGUGUCAAAAAUUGGAGGAUCCCACCGAUUGUUACGAUUUCAGCCGUUUGUUUCCUAGCAACCAACAACUCGGCUUGGAAUAUGAUGCUCAUUCUGCUGGUGAAGGUUUGAAAAAUAGUCCUACGUCGAGUGCUUUAGAUUUCUCUCUCUUUCACCUACUUCAAAUCAAAGAAGAUGUCCGCUUGCAAAGUCCAUAUUUGUUCUUUUCGCCAAAUAAUAUUGAAUUUACUGUUCAAUAUAUAAGACCGAGUGCAUCCAUAUCAUGA